AUGGACGGCUACGAUGCGAUGGCGCUGCCGUACAUGGGCUCGCCGCUGCCCGCGAUCUCGCACGGCGACUUCAUGGCCCCGAUGGCGCCCAUGGAGAUGCCGCAGCCCUCGCCCUACGACGAGACGUUUCCCAGCGCGGACGAGAUGAGCUACUCGCAGCAGCCGAUGAUGCGGCGGUUCUCCAGCAGCCAGUUCGAGGAGCCGUUCCCUGAGAUCGCAGACAUGAUUCCCGCAACGCCGUUCGACGUCGACAUGCAACAGCAGCAGCAGCAGCAACAUCAGCAUCACCAGGCGCAGGUUCAGCAGCAUCAACAUCAGCAACAUCAACAGCAACAGGUUCCGCAGCAGGUUCCGCAGAGCCAGCAGCAGGCGGAGGAAGACUCGAUAGACCACGGCAACAAGCUGCUGUCGUUCUCGGUGCCGGCAUACAACUUCACACUACUGGACUACUCGCUGCGACGGACCUCGCUGACCCUGACUGCGCAGCUGCACGGCAUGUUCUUCCUGGCCGAGUCGAGCUGGACGACCUCCCCCGGCGGCGACACAGUGAAUCCGGCGGCGGCAGUAGCGGCAGCGGCAGCAUCAGCACGGAAUCUGUUCCAGAUCACAGGCACGGUGACGCUGCCGCGGACGCUGAGAUACAUCAUGACCGAGCAGGGGGACCGGAUACCGAUACUGGCGCAGGAGCUGACGGUGUCUGCGACGGAGUCAGUGGAAGGGAACCCGGUCAAGAUCAUCUCGGUGCCGUGGAAGACGCCCGCGGGAGGCAGCAGCAGCAACAACAACAAUGGCAGCAAUACUAAUAUCGGCGGUGCCAGUAAUAUGCCCGGGACGACGGCAGCAGACGACAAGGCGGAGAGAGAGCCGGCGCCGGUGAUUCUGGAUACGAUGGCCGGGCAGGACGCAGACGCAGACUAUGCUACCUUUUCGAUUGCGUGGAAGAGGCUGCAGUUCCGGAUAGCGACCGCGAACAACGGGCGGCGGCGGGAGCUGCAGCAGCAUUUCGUGCUGAAGCUGAAGAUCGUGGCGACGCUGUCGACGGGGGCGAAGAUAUCGAUAUGCGAGAGCCAGUCGGGCCCGAUCAUCGUGCGAGGCCGCAGUCCGCGCAACUUCCAGUCGAGAAAGGAUGUGCCCCUGAGCGGCAGCGCGGCGGCCUCACGCAAGAACACGCAGGCUGCUGCUCUCGCACGGGCUGCCUCUGGUGCUGCCGCUGCCGGUCCCAGUUCCAGUGCUAAGAGGAACUCGCCGGUCAAGACGGAGGAGCGGCCUGUGAUGUCGCUGUCUGCCAUGCCUGGGGCCGCUGGGGCCGCUGAGGACGAGUCCCGGUCGAGCAAGCGACGCCGUCUGAGCUCCGUGAUUCCGCCUAUAACGCUGACCUUCAACGACGAAGACGCCAGCUCGCCUCACUCGCUCCCCAUCCCCGAGCCAGACGCCGAUCAGGGCGAGCAGAGAGAUUAUCAACGAGAUUAUCAACGAGACUACCAACGAGACUACCAACGAGACUACCAGAGAGACUACCAGCAGGAGCAGGUCCAGCACCGGCGGCAGAGAUCUACUUCACACUACGACUACCAGCUACAGCAUUCACAUUCACAUCGACAGCACCAACGACAGCAUUCCCAGCACUCGCACUCCCAGCUGCCGGCCAUCAUCGACGGGGACGAGGACCGCGCCGACGUGCUGUACGAGUACUUCCCGCUGGCGCUGGAGGAGUGGCAGGCGCCCGUCGACGCCGUCUACCGGCCGCACGUCGUGCACCACACAGCGCUGGCCGACGACGCAAAGGCGCUGGCCGCCCGUCGCAGCAAGGUCUACUUUGAAUCAUAA
Molecule: messenger RNA, 1827 nt
Organism: Nannizzia gypsea CBS 118893
Lineage: Eukaryota; Fungi; Ascomycota; Eurotiomycetes; Onygenales; Arthrodermataceae
Exons: 3
Coding region: 1-1827 (608 amino acids)
Biological process (GO): positive regulation of transcription by RNA polymerase II; meiotic cell cycle
Cellular component (GO): nuclear chromosome
Molecular function (GO): DNA binding; DNA-binding transcription factor activity
Source: RefSeq, a predicted model, not a curated record